UAUACAUUGUAUAAUAUUUAAAAGAGUCUUUACGUCGUUAUAAUCCCUUUAUUAAUUUAAAAUUACGUCACACCGGCCAAUGUUUCGAUUUCGUUGUAACUUAUGCAAUAUGCGACAUUUAAUUGGUUCUUUCUCUUCAUUCUCCUAAACACGAGCGUGUUAAUUGGUGUGCAGACAGCCCUUAAAGGAGAUUAGCUUCACAAAUAUUUCAAUGGCUCAUGGAAAGAAAGAUGGUUUCAGCUAUAUAGAUGGUAUUCCUAUUAAAGUUAUUGAAAAAUACCGCCCGCCAAGAAAAGUCAUGUUGCCCAUUGCUUGUCAUAUUCCCGAUCUGACACCAUUGCUGAAAGAAGAGUAUGACUUUUCUUUGGAAAACAAAGUUUUGAAAUGGACAGAAAAUUACAGACAAGAAAUAAAAGAAGUGGAAGAUGCAAAAAGGAAAAAUAUGGCUUCCGAAACAGAAUUUACGAAACCGGAUAUUUUGAGUGAAUUAAAAUUGCCAGAUAGUGAAGAAAGGGUAAUGCAAAGUGACAGCUGUGAAAAACAGACAGACAGUGAUAUACCUGUGAAUGCAAAUUUUGUUCCAAAAUGGCAAAUACAUUCAAUACUAGAACCUCAACAAGUUCCCUGUCAGUCAGUAAGUAAUGGGUUAGAAAAUGUUAGAUUAAAAAAUAUUAAUAUUUCUGACUUUGAAAGUGAAUCUACCAGUCCGUUUGAUUAUGUAGAACUCCAAACUAUCAAUGAUUUAGAAGAGUUGAAUAGUGUCUUCCAAGACAUGAAUGUUGUGAAACACAGUACGAAUAAUGCUCUCGAACGAAAUAACCCUUCGAAUGUUUCAUUAGAUGUAGGUAUUUGCCACACGAAUUGGGAAUUUCAAAACAGAUUUCAGUUCGGAAAUGAUAGAACUGUUAUGAAACGCACGCUUUCACAACCCAUCUUUGAAUCGGCCGUGCGCCAUCAAAAUCACUCUGCAAAUCAGUUUGUUGCCACAUCGGUGACAAGUAACCCAUGCUUGAAACAAAAUACUCUAGAAAAUUCUUAUAAGAUGUAUUCGGCCUCAUUGGGAAAUCCACCAACUGAGGGUAGUGCCCUAUUUAAUAAUACAUAUAACUUUAGUGAUAAAGAUUCUAACUGUUCCCCUUAUUCUUCGUUAAGUGCUUCUGUAAUCAGAAACUCUAGAAGUAUUUCAGAUUUAAGAAAAAUUACAGAUUUAAAUGCAGAAGAGGAUCACACGUCCUGGAGACCAAACACACCUCCACUUAAAUCUUCUAAAUCUGUUUCUGUAGAUGUGAGUAUUUUAUUUUCUAUUUUAAUCACAUAAAUAUGUUCUUUUAUA
Molecule: messenger RNA, 1333 nt
Organism: Centruroides sculpturatus (bark scorpion)
Lineage: Eukaryota; Metazoa; Arthropoda; Arachnida; Scorpiones; Buthidae
Exons: 4
Coding region: 212-1318 (368 amino acids)
Biological process (GO): ubiquitin-dependent protein catabolic process via the multivesicular body sorting pathway
Cellular component (GO): ESCRT I complex
Molecular function (GO): ubiquitin binding
Source: RefSeq, a predicted model, not a curated record